Cetraspora pellucida is the source of this 267-nucleotide messenger RNA. NCBI's taxonomy places the organism in Eukaryota, Fungi, Glomeromycota, Glomeromycetes, Diversisporales, Gigasporaceae. The record is from the annotation of a GenBank genome assembly.
AUGAAUAAGAAAAGUGCGAUAGAUGAGAAAAGUUCAAAGAAAAGACAUAGGUUUCCUCUAGAAGACAAUAAAGAAUUUGUUUCAGAAGCCAAAGACACCAGAAUGCAAGCAGCAACAACCAUUACUACAACAACAGAUACCUCUAACUCUCAAAUUUCAACAUAUGGGAUUACUUUGUUAAAGGAACUGAAAAAAACAACGGACACUAUGAGGCAACUUGUAGUUAUUGUGGAAAAAUAUAGGCAUGAAGAAAACCAACGCAAUUAG